CGUUCACUCUGUCCCGGAAGUUCAUCCUUCUGUUUACAUUUUGCUCUUUGGUUCAGCUGGAAAUCUUCUUAAAAAAUGUCAAAAAAGCGGCUAGUGAGCAACAGCCUGAAGGUCUCCAUAGAGCAGCAGCUGGCGGCAUUAGCCUCCGGGAUCUUGGGGCUGCUGGAGGAGCGCCGCCAGGCGGAGGUGGAGGAGCUGCGGGGGCUGCUGAUGGAGCGGGUCGCAGCGGCCGUGGAGCUGAUCCUCUCCGCCUUUGAAGUGAACAGAGCGGCCGAGAGAGGGAGAGGAGGCCGUGGAGAGGAGCGACAAGAAUUGCAUCUCUCUGUUGGAGUUAGGGGUCAAUCUUUUGGCAUCUCAGGGGAGGAGAAGCUGCCAGGUUCCACUUCUAGUCUGCAGAUUGCCUCCAAGAUUGACCAGCAAGCAACUUCUCCAGACAAUGACACAGCAGAGGAGGAGGGGGGCGAUGCCAUCGCAGUGGAUGAAACAUCUCACAGCUGCAGGGUCUGCAGUAAAUCCUUCGACACAAAAGGCUUUUUGAUCAAACAUGUGGAGAAACACACAAAGGAAGACGAGCGUCGAUGCGGCGUGUGCGCGGAAACCUUGGAGUCCAGUGACGAGCUAAAGCAGCAUCUUCAAACUCACCGCACCACCUGCAAGGUCUGUGACAUCUGUGAUAAGAAGUUCCCGACAAUCAGAGCAAAGGAGACGCACAUUAGGCAGCACACUGGUGAGAAAUCAUAUACCUGUCACCUCUGUGACAAAGGCUUCAGUCAGAAGGAAAUCAUGGUGACUCACCUGCAAAGUCAUAUGGAAGAAAAGUCCUCUGAAGAUCCAGUUCACAAGGUUCCAUUAGAGCAAGACACGAUGGCCAGCAGUGAACAGAUGGCAUUCAGCUGCAAAGACUGUGGAAGAGGCUUCCUAACAAGGUCGGAGCUGAGGCGGCAUGCUCAAAACCACAACCAGCGAACCGAGAGGAGCAAACGCAGAAAACCAAGUCUGACUCCUACACACUGCUGCAAAGUCUGUGGAAAUGCAUUUCACAACAAAGGGAACCUACUGCGGCACACUGAGACACAUCUGAACCACCCAGACUUCCUUUGUGGCGCCUGUGGAGAGCGGGCCGAGUCCUCAGAGAGCCUGCAGCUCCACAUCCAGGAUCACAGAGAAAUAAAGAAGGUCUGCGAGAUUUGUGGAGACAACUUUAGGGACAUGGAGAUCCACAUGAGGACACACACUGGUCAAAAGCCAUUCAGGUGCAAAGACUGCUGCAAGGAUUUCCCAAGGAAAAGCUCUUUGGAGCGACACCUAAAGCUGCACGCGGGCGAGAGGCCGUACAUCUGCGAGUUCUGUGGGAAGACUUUUAUUGAAAACACCGUCCUUAAGAGACACAUCAAGAGCCACACGGGGGGGAAGCCCAGAAUUUAUCCCUGUGAAAUCUGCGGCAAGAAGUUCACCAUGAGCCAACAUUUGGACGUUCACAAGAGGAUCCACACAGGGGAGAAGCCUUUCCCCUGUAAGGUCUGUGGCAAGACGUUCAGGCAGAUCGGCAACCUGGACUCCCACAUGAGGAUCCACACGGGCGAGAAGCCGUUCAUAUGCAGCCUGUGCGGAAAAACCUUUCGCCAGAAGAUCUCGCUGGAGACACACGAGCGGUUCCACAAGAAGGAAAAGGCGUUUGACUGCCAGGUCUGCGAAAAGGGCUUUGUGCAGAAGAUCGACCUGAAGAGGCACAUGCUGACACACACCGGUGAGAAACCCUUUAGGUGCCAGGUGUGUGGAAAGGGCUACCAGGAAAAACGCUCACUGGAGUCCCACAAGAAGGUCCACGCAGGAGAACGAGCCGCCAAGAACCCAGCUGUGACAGAACCAAAGCAGCAGCCAGAGGAGGAGGUCCAACCCCAGUUGCUUCUGCUGACCGACUCGCACAACAAGUACCGGACUCGUGCUCUACGUCUCAACUACAACAACAUCAAGGACCUGAGUGACCUUGAAUUCACGCUGAACCACUUCCUGGUAGAGCCAUCCAUGCUGGGCUGGCUCGACUUGUCCUUCAACAAAAUGACCGGAAUCGAUGAUGUUUUAUGUCAGUUGAAUGAACUGCGUAUUUUGUAUCUUCAUGGCAACAACAUCCGUUACCUGAAUGAAGUGAACAAGCUGAGCAAGCUGACUCAUCUGCACAAUCUGACACUGCAUGGCAAUGCUAUUGAUAAACACAAGGGCUACAGGAUUGUGUUUACAUGUUCCGAGGUUCUCUGUGGUUUCUGCGGCUCCGAGAACUCAGACUGCGGCGCAAUGAGCUCCUUCCAGCUGCUGCGGAUGUCGGUACACGAGCGAAUCAGCGCCGCCGCUGAAGACGUCCUGCAGCAGCUAGAACACGGGAAGGAAGCUGCUAAACUCCGGACACAGAGAGCCCUGUUAACCGCCCGGCUAACAGCUGCGGCGGAGGAAAUCUUCGUUCUGUUUAAGGAAACUUUGGCCGAAUACGAGCAGAGACUGCGGCGGUCUGAGGAGGAGAUCUGCCGCCAGAGGAAGCAGCUGGACAUUCUGCUGAAACCUGAAGUCAGACUGAACAGAUCUGAGCAAUCACAGCUUUUUAAAGGCGCUGCGACACCUGCAGCCUGCGGUUACCUAUCCAGUUCCGGUCAACUUCACAAUAAAAGCCCGUCAGAUCAAAGUGAAGAAGAGGAGACUGAAAACAGAGACCUUCUAAAAAUCGUGACCUUAGAUGACUCAGACCUUCCACCUCAGUUCAACCCACCAAACCUAAGUCGUUUUGAGUCCGAUCAUAACAUCAGCGACGCUUCCUGCCCGUCAUCACCACGCUCUUCUUCCCCAUCCUACCACGAGCCAGCCUCUGAGACCACCGAUGAGGACGACGACUGGAUGGACAGUCUGCCUCUCCGAUCCGAAGGCAGAAGAAAAAGAGGAAGGCCCUUUGGGUCAGGUGGGAAAAAGAAGAGAGGUCAGCAUUUCGGAUCUGUUGGGAGACAAGAAAGAAGUCAGCCUGUAGGAGCUGUUGAGAAAAAGAAGCGAGGUCGGCCUCUUGGAUCUCUUGGGAAAAAAAAGAGAGAGCUUUUGGGUCUUGAACCUGUAGGGGAAGUGAAGAAACGAAAGAGGGCACCUCCUACAGAGAGUUUCAGCUGUUACGUCUGCGGGCGUCUUUGUCCUGGAAAAGGCUUCCUGCUGCAGCACGCUCUCAGGGUGUGUAGCAGCAACCCGGAGUGCCGCUGCGGCUUCUGUGGAGAGCUUUCAGAUACUGCUGACAGUCUGAUGGCUCACCUGCAGGCUCACCAGCAGAACACCAAAACAUGCUCCAUCUGUGGGAAAACAUUCACCUCCAUCAGGGCGCAGGAGCUGCACUUCCGCAUCCACACUGGAGAAAAGCCACACGCAUGCCCCAAAUGUGACAAAAUGUUUAGACAGAAGACUAACCUGGUGUCUCACAUGCUGGUCCACGCUGCAGAAAAGCCUUUCAAAUGUAAGAAGUGCCCCCGGGCCUUCUGCCACUUGACAUCCUUGGAGCGCCACAUGGAGGAGCACAAUGAAGAGCUGAUCAUCUCCUGCAGCCUUUGCAAUCAGGCGUUUAGCAAGCGGAAAGAUCUGCGUAAACACAUGGCGACCACUCAUGGGGACAUUAUUCCUAAAACCAAUAAAGGUCGCACUUCAGUGGUGUCCAACUGCAAAGUGUGUGGGGAGGCUUUUGACCGGAAGAUUCUGUUAGUCAGACACGCAGGGACUCAUGGGCAGGACCCCAACUGCUGCUGCGGGGUUUGUGGAAGCCAGUUUGACUCUAUCGACAGCCUCAACACUCACCUGCGCUUCCAUCGAGUCGCUGCCAGAACCUGUGAAACCUGCGGGAAAUCCUUCCCAGGUCGAUCAGCGCUGUUGAUGCACUUAAGAAUCCACACGGGAGAGAAACCCUUCACCUGCAGCUUCUGCGAAAAGGCCUUCAACCAGAUUGGCAACUUAAAAAUGCACAUGAGGAUCCACACAGGCGAGCGGGCCUUUUCAUGCAGCAUCUGCGGGAAGGGCUUCACCCAGAAAAACAGCCUGGACACCCACAUCCGCUUCCACAACAAGGAGAGGCGUUUCCUGUGCCAGGUGUGCGGGAAAGGCUUCAUGCAGGAUGUGGACCUGAAGAGACACAUCCUUAUCCACACGGGAGAGAGGCCGUACGUAUGCAGGAUCUGCGGGAAGAGCUUCCAGGCCAGGCGGUCGCUCAACGGUCACAUCAAAGUGCAUGAAGCCAGCGGUAAUGUGGACUACGCAGAGGAAGAGAGGGUGGAGAGUUAUUUUCCUGAGAACUUCCAGCUUUAGACCAGGACCUAACCCUUUUCUGCAUUUAGGGAUGUUCUUUCCAAACUGUUUCUAGAACUGCUGAAAAAAUUGUUGGAUUAGGAAAAGACCUGCUCUGCUUUUUGUUCAGAUGCAGAUGGUCUAUAAGGAUACAGCAGUCAGGUUUCUCCUUGGAUCCAUAGUUCUGUUUUUCUUUGUUUUCUGGUCUGCUGAUCUGAACGCUUCACUGAUUAGUUUAGUUUUUCUAAGUGCAAACUUAAAAAAUGGAAAAAAUGUCAGUUCCAUAAUAGGGUGAGAAGUUUUUGGCUCUGAAAAUGAAGGAAUUACCAGAUCAUCAACGGUUGUGCAUCAAAGAGUCUUUACCUGUAUCACUCAGAGCCGAUCUGGGGAACUCUGCCAACUGAUCUGUACACCUCUAGAAUCAAGCAGAAAGGCUUUCCUUAAAAAUGACUAAAGAUAAGGCAUCCUGAUGAUUAAAAUCCAUCUUUUUUGUGGUGAUUAAUGUUAAAUAGAGAUUUGCUGAAUCCUGAAUAAACGCCACCUGAAAUACCAAGGUAUCUUAGAUAUUUACAUAUACAUAUUUAGAGUUCUCAUCAUAGUAAUUCCACCUAAAUUCCCCAUAGAGUUUGUGAUAAUAAUAAAUAAACCUCCAUUUGACCUGAGAUGUAGACCAUGCACCCACUCAGACAGUUGGUUCAAAGUAAUUUUAAUAAUCUGCUCACAGUAAGGAAACGUUUAACAGUGUGGACAUGUGCAUGUCAUAAAAUCUCGGCCUCAAUGCCUUUAAAUCAUAAACUAAAUAUGUCUGCAUUCAUACAAAAGCAGAAGCAAGAGCCAACUGCAAUGAAAAUAAAACAAAAGUAGUAUUUACCUCCCUGCAUAUCAGCUGAAGUGCGAUUAACAAUAGUAUAGAAUGUGUUCAAUCAUACUCGUACACGUCAAUUAUGGUCUGCUAAGAUCUAUUACUGGUUUGUCUCUGUGAUGGUAUCAGUUUAAAAAUUUUGCUCUAUCUCCUGGAUGUUUUUGUUUUUACACUACAGACAUUUUCUCUCCUUUGGAUUGUUUUUAUUUCUGGGAGAGUCUCCACACUUCACUACACCUAUGUUUACAACGAAUCCAGU
Molecule: messenger RNA, 5417 nt
Organism: Cyprinodon tularosa
Lineage: Eukaryota; Metazoa; Chordata; Actinopteri; Cyprinodontiformes; Cyprinodontidae
Exons: 6
Coding region: 76-4317 (1413 amino acids)
Biological process (GO): regulation of transcription by RNA polymerase II
Cellular component (GO): nucleus
Molecular function (GO): DNA-binding transcription activator activity, RNA polymerase II-specific; RNA polymerase II cis-regulatory region sequence-specific DNA binding; protein binding
Source: RefSeq, a predicted model, not a curated record